GAGAUGGAGAGAGAGAACAGCUCAGUUGUAACAGAAUUCAUUCUCCUUGGUCUGACUCAAUCACAAAAUAUUCAGCUACUCAUCUUUGUGCUGAUUUUAAUUUUCUACCUUAUUAUCCUCCCUGGAAAUUUACUCAUCAUCUUUACCAUAAGGUCAGACCCUGGCCUCUCAGCCCCCCUCUACUUCUUUCUGGGAAACUUGGCUUUCCUGGAUGCAUCCUACUCCUUCAUUGUGGCUCCCAGGAUGCUGAUGGACUUCCUUUCUGAGAAGAAGAUAAUCUCCUACAGAAGCUGCAUUGCUCAGCUUUUCUUCUUGCACUUCCUUGGAGGAGGGGAAGAACUGCUCCUUGUGGUGAUGGCCUUUGAUCGCUACAUUGCCAUUUGUCGACCUUUGUACUAUUCAACUGUCAUGAACCCUAGAGUCUGUUAUGCCUUAGUGUUUGGUCAGUGGCUUGGAGGCUUUAUCCACUCCAUUAUCCAGGUAGCAAUCAUCCUCCGUUUACCCUUCUGUGGCCCAAAUGAACUAGAUAAUUUCUUCUGUGAUGUGCCUCAGAUUAUCAAGUUGGCCUGCACGGAUACCUUUGCAGUGGAACUCUUGAUGGUUUUCAACAGUGGUCUCCUCACUCUUCUCUGCUUCCUGGGACUUCUUGCCUCCUACGCAGUCAUUCUCUGCCAUGUCCAUGGGUCUGCUGGUGAAGGGAAGAGCAAGGCGAUAUCCACAUGCACCACUCAUAUCAUCGUUAUAUUUCUUAUGUUUGGACCUGCCAUCUUCAUUUACACGCGUCCAUUCCGAGCCUUGCCAGCUGACAAGGUGGUUUCUUUUUUCCACACAGUCAUCUUCCCACUGAUGAAUCCUGUGAUUUAUACUCUCCGCAAUCAGGAAGUGAAAGCUUCUAUGAAGAAAUUGCUAAUUCGGCAUGUAGUGUGCUGA
Molecule: messenger RNA, 930 nt
Organism: Sorex araneus (European shrew)
Lineage: Eukaryota; Metazoa; Chordata; Mammalia; Eulipotyphla; Soricidae
Product: olfactory receptor 4N2-like
Exons: 1
Coding region: 4-930 (308 amino acids)
Biological process (GO): G protein-coupled receptor signaling pathway
Cellular component (GO): membrane
Molecular function (GO): G protein-coupled receptor activity; olfactory receptor activity
Source: RefSeq, a predicted model, not a curated record